GUUCCUGGACUAUGUUAUGGGAGGCUGCCAAAUUAAUUUUACGGUGGGCAUAGACUUCACUGGCUCCAAUGGUGAUCCCAGUUCACCAGAUUCUCUUCACUACAUCAGCCCAGAUGGGAUAAAUGAGUACUUGAUUGCCAUCUGGAGUGUGGGAAGUGUAGUCCAGGAUUAUGACACGGACAAGCUGUUUCCUGCAUUUGGGUUUGGAGCUCAGGUUCCUCCUAGCUGGCAGGUGUCUCAUGAGUUUGCUUUGAACUUCAAUCCCAACAACCCUUAUUGUCAAGGGAUCCAAGGAAUAGUUGAUGCCUACCGCCAGAUCCUUCCUCAGAUCCGACUCUACGGGCCAACCAACUUCUCCCCUAUUAUAAACCACGUGGCCAAGUUUGCUGCUCACUCGGCGCAACAAAGAACUGCUUCUUGUCUUGCUGAUCAUCACAGAUGGAGAGAUCACCGAUCUGGACCAAACUAGGCAAGCGAUCGUUAAUGCCUCUAAGCUGCCAAUGUCCAUCAUUAUUAUUGGAGUUGGUGAAGCUGAUUUCAAGGCAAUGGAGUUUCUUGAUGGCGACAACGGCGUCCUGAAAUCCCUGACAGGAGAGCCAGCUGCGCGAGACAUCGUUCAGUUUGUGCCUUUCCGACAGUUCAAAAAUGCUCCCCGGGAAGCUCUGUCCCAGAUGGUUCUUGCUGAAGUGCCGAAGCAGCUGGUGUCGUACUAUAAAUUGCAGGGCUGGCCACCUGUGAAACUGCCAGAAAUAAAGAAGAUGUAGACUGCAGCCUCACCCUGGCCAUACAUGUCACUGGGUAAGGAGAGCUGUCUGCGCGCACGUUCUUCCCUUGCAUACUCUGGGGUGUUCAGUGCCUCAGGAUUGUACCAUUCACGCUAGCUCUCUUACCCGCUUGUACUCUGUAUCUUUGAUACUUCCUGUUCCCAACUGGAAGAAAUGUAAAUAUGGAAAGAAUAUAACUGUUGGCAGUGCUUGUUGAAGGAAAUCAGACCGUGUUGGUUUCCACCUUGCAGUGGUGACACAUCAUACCAUGCCUCAUCACUUGACACGACCCACCUGCUGCUUGUUGUCAGAGUGGGCACCUGCACAGAACUGCUCACACAGCACUGCUUCCAGUAUUAGUUAGGACAAACAUUUAUUGUAAAGAUACUUACCAUGUAUUAGUUCCUUGGUAGUUCUUUUCUUCUGUCAAGCUGCCUUGGGAAUGGGGACCCUUCUGUACUGGUUGGUACCAAAGUCUGUUGGUUGGAUGCUUGAGGUAGUUCCUGCUGUGCCUUCAUAAAGUGUCAGUAUAUUUUUAUAUGUAGACAUUUAUUUUUAAAUUUCUGUUACCGUACUUUGUAAUCAUUUUAUUUUUAUUGUCACAUUUUUAUUAGCAGAAUGUAAUUCUGUGAUGGCCUUUUGCUUGGAGUUGUCAUUGCAAUUUAAGAAUGCUGCGCUUUGCUUGUUUGUGGGCAGGGGGGUUUAAUGAGGUAUGUGACUUUCAGAAGUCAGCAAUUGGAAACAUAGACAUUAAGAUGCUUGAGUGAUUUCCCUAGUGUCCCAGUGGUUAUGAAGUGAAGAAGUAAUUACCCGUGGAACUAGGAGAAAGAGCUUCCUUGUCCUCAGAAGUGUGAAGCAUGUGUUACUACAUGGUCUGGGGAUUGUAAGUAGACAGAUGAUAGCAAAGCACGGUUUCUUUGAGACUGGAGAUAAUUCAUUUCAAAAUGAAGGAACUUGCACUACAAGUUGUCAUCACUUUGAGUUGCAUAAAUAAAUAAUCUGCUUUGAUUUACAGA
This is a messenger RNA of Numida meleagris (helmeted guineafowl), 1780 nucleotides long. RefSeq names its product copine 1 (gene CPNE1). Gene Ontology annotation, cellular component: plasma membrane. Lineage: Eukaryota; Metazoa; Chordata; Aves; Galliformes; Numididae. The record is from RefSeq and is a predicted model, not a curated record. Gene Ontology annotation, biological process: cellular response to calcium ion; positive regulation of tumor necrosis factor-mediated signaling pathway; regulation of canonical NF-kappaB signal transduction. Gene Ontology annotation, molecular function: calcium-dependent phospholipid binding.